This is a messenger RNA of Oryza sativa Japonica Group (Japanese rice), 2470 nucleotides long. RefSeq names its product G-type lectin S-receptor-like serine/threonine-protein kinase At2g19130. Gene Ontology annotation, biological process: recognition of pollen; protein phosphorylation. Gene Ontology annotation, molecular function: protein serine/threonine kinase activity; ATP binding. NCBI's taxonomy places the organism in Eukaryota, Viridiplantae, Streptophyta, Magnoliopsida, Poales, Poaceae. The record is from RefSeq and is a predicted model, not a curated record.
AUGGCGCCACGUCUUUCUGCCUGCCUUGUGUUCUUACUCAUAUUGGUUCUUUCACUCCAAGAGUCUCCCUUGCAUGCUGCUGAUACUCUCACUGCGGAACAGCCGCUCUCUGCUGAUCAGAAAUUGAUCUCUCAGGAUGGCAAGUUCGCUCUGGGGUUCUUCCAGCCUGCAGCUGGAGGAUCUUCUAGCAGGUGGUACAUAGGCAUAUGGUACAACAAAAUCCCAGUGCAAACUGUAGUCUGGGUAGCUAACAGAGAUAAACCGAUCACUGAUCCAACCUCAUCAAAUCUUACCAUCUUAAAUGAUGGAAAUAUUGUUCUCCUAGUGAAUCAUUCUGAAUCUCCUGUAUGGUCUACCAAUAUUGUAAACAAUACAAUCGCCAGUUCCCCAGUUGCUGUGCUCCUUGACAGCGGGAACCUAGUAGUCAGACAUGAGUCCAACACAUCUGAGGUGUUAUGGCAGAGUUUCGACGAUUUUACAGACACAUGGCUGCCAGGUAAUAAGCUCAGUCGGAACAAGAAAACCGGAGUUAUCAAACGGAUGAUCUCUUGGAAAGACCGUGCUGAUCCAGCACCAGGAAUGUUUUCCAUUCAGUUGGAUCCUAGUGGUGCCACUCAAUAUAUUCUCCUGUGGAAUAGCUCGUCAGUUUACUGGGCUUCAGGCAACUGGACUGGCAACACAUACACUGGUGUGCCAGAGUUGUCACCUACCAAUAGCGAUCCCAAUUCAGCAUACACGUUCCAGUUUGUUGACAAUGACCAGGAGACGUACUUCAACUACACUGUUAAGAAUGAUGCACAAUUAACAAGGGGCGUCAUUGAUGUGUCAGGUCAUUUUCAAGCUUGGGUAUGGGCAGAUGCAGCGCAAGCAUGGCAACUUUUUUUUGCACAACCAAAAGCUAAGUGCAGUGUUUAUGGGAUGUGCGGCACAUAUAGUAAAUGUAGCGAAAAUGCUGAAUUAUCAUGCAGUUGUCUCAAGGGCUUCAGUGAAAGUUAUCCAAACAGUUGGAGACUAGGUGAUCAGACAGCAGGCUGCAGGAGAAACCUCCCAUUGCAGUGUGGUAACAAUGGCUCAGUGAAGGCAAAGCAAGAUAGAUUCUUUAUGAUUAGCAGCGUCAAGUUGCCAGAUAUGGCACACACCAGAGAUGUAACCAAUGUUCACAACUGUGAAUUAACCUGCCUGAAGAAUUGUUCUUGCUCUGCUUACUCUUAUAACGGUACUUGCUUGGUUUGGUACAACGGUUUGAUAAAUUUGCAAGAUAACAUGGGUGAAUUGAGUAAUAGCAUCUUUAUUAGAUUGUCUGCCUCAGAAUUACCCCAGUCAGGAAAAAUGAAAUGGUGGAUUGUUGGGAUUAUCAUUGGUGGACUUGUUCUCAGUUCUGGGGUGAGUAUAUUAUAUUUCCUAGGUAGGCGAAGAACAAUUGGAAUAAACCGAGAUGAUGGGAAAUUGAUCACUUUCAAAUACAAUGAACUACAGUUUCUAACAAGAAACUUUUCUGAGAGAUUGGGUGUAGGUUCUUUUGGCUCUGUGUACAAAGGGAUUCUACCAGAUGCAACAACAUUGGCAGUUAAGAAACUAGAGGGGCUUCGUCAGGGGGAGAAGCAAUUCAGGGCGGAAGUGAGCACCAUUGGGAAUAUUCAGCACAUAAACUUGAUUCGACUUCUAGGAUUUUGUUCCGAAGGGGCGAAGAGAUUACUUGUCUACGAGUAUAUGCCCAACGGUUCGCUUGAUCAUCACUUGUUUCAGAACAAUUCUGCGAUUUCGAGUUGGAAAAGAAGAUAUCAAAUAGCUAUAGGAAUUGCCAAGGGAUUGGCUUAUCUGCAUGAUGGGUGCCGAGAUUGCAUCAUACAUUGUGAUAUUAAACCACAGAAUAUACUACUGGACAUGUCAUUUACCCCAAAAGUGGCAGAUUUUGGGAUGGCAAAGCUCUUAGGCCGGGAUUUCAGUAGGGUUUUGACUUCAAUUAGGGGCACAAUAGGAUAUCUUGCACCGGAGUGGAUAAGUGGUGAGUCCAUAACAACAAAGGCAGAUGUUUUCAGCUAUGGGAUGAUGCUAUUUGAGAUCAUUUCCAGAAAGAGAAAUCUAACACAAACAGAGACAAGAACAGAAAUAUUCUUUCCUGUGCUAGUUGCAAGGAAGCUUGUACAAGGAGAAGUGCUUACACUGUUGGAUUCUGAAUUGGUGGAUGAUGUGAACUUAGAGGAGCUUGAAAGGGCGUGCAAGGUUGCUUGCUGGUGCAUUCAAGACGACGAGAGCUCCAGGCCAACAAUGGCAGAAGUUCUUCAAAUGCUAGAAGGAUUGGUAGAUAUCGAAGUGCCACCUGCCCCAAGAUACCUCCAGGUUCUUGCUGAAGGUGCAGCGAGUAAAACUUAAUUUUCUGACAUAUGAAGAAAGUGACUAGGUAGUCUGCAAGAAAUUUAUCUUGUGUAUAAAUAAAAGAGUGUAACACUGAACUAUUGAUGAAUUAUAA